Tigriopus californicus is the source of this 1361-nucleotide messenger RNA. Its product is annotated as syntenin-1-like. NCBI's taxonomy places the organism in Eukaryota, Metazoa, Arthropoda, Copepoda, Harpacticoida, Harpacticidae. The transcript has 7 exons. The record is from RefSeq and is a predicted model, not a curated record. The coding region runs from base 134 to 1135 and encodes 333 amino acids. Gene Ontology annotation, cellular component: plasma membrane; cytoplasm. Gene Ontology annotation, molecular function: protein binding.
CGAAGUCUAGAUGUAACACGGAAUUGAUACAUCCCAAUUCUCAGAGCUCAGAUCAGACCAUGACUCACAUGUAAAAUCGAGUUCAUCUCAGUGAUUCCAGUCCAUACAUAACGUGUGCCAUCCCCGAUCAAAAAUGUCGUCCCUCUACCCCUCCCUGGAAGAUAUGAAGGUGGAUCAAAUGAUGAAGGCUCAGGAGGGCUUGUUUCGUCCCGCCCCUUCAACUGCCCCCGCGACGGCCCCGACCGCCCCGACCACCUCCUCGUUGUCCAUGGCGGACAACGGUCUGCCUUACCCGGUGGAGAAUGCGAGUGCGCCCGUUUAUCCGGGCUUGUCCGAAUUCAUGGGCUUGGAACUCUCGUCGGAAAUGAUUCGAGCCAAUAUGCCGGAAUACCUGGCCGAAAAUCAAACGCCCAUUGCGUCGGAUGACGGUGCAUGGGUGGUAGCCAACACGCCCCAAACUCACGUUGCCCUCCCGCAAACAAAUCCUUCCAACACUGGAAAUCAUGGAACAAUGGUGGCACCUCUAUCUGCAUCGGCUCCAGCAUUUGCCGUAUCCCAACUCUCUCAUGGUGUCAGACAGGUGAUUCUAUGCAAGGAUGAGCAAGGCAAAGUUGGUCUGAAAGUGAAAUCCAUCAACAAGGGCGUGUUCGUGUGCCUAGUGGCCAAAAACAGCCCCGCUGCCAUGGGCGGUCUUCGAUUUGGCGACCAAGUCCUACAGAUCAAUGGAGACAACGUGGCCGGAUUCAACGAGAACAAAGUGCACGACAUCUUUAAGAAAGCACCUGUUAACAACAUUGUCCUGGCCGUCCGAGACAGACCUUUUGAGCGUACACUGACCCUCCAUAAGGAUUCCACCGGGCAUUUGGGCUUUCAAUUCAAGGAUGGGAAGAUCACGGCAAUCGCUGUCAACUCAUCUGCGGCCAGGAACGGCCUUCUGAUUGACCACAAUCUUUUGGAGGUGAAUGGCCAGAACGUGGUGGGCGUGAAAGACAAGGAGACUACAAAGCUUAUUGAUGAAGGAGGUCAAAUUGUGACCAUCACUGUGAUACCAAAUUUCCUUUACCAGCACAUGGUUAAAAACAUGGCCAAUUCCUUGGUGAAAAAAAUGAUGGAUCACUCAAUGCCCGACAUUUAAACGACCCUCAACAUUGUCAAACUGAAUUGAAAAGAGUGCCAUCUAAAACAACCAAUGUGUGGCAUGAUGUUGAUGUAUUAUUACGUUUCUCAUUCUAAUGGUCACACUGCACUACAAAUUUGACGGACUUGGCCUUUUGUCACAAAGAAGAUACGAAUUUUUCAAUCAAAGUUACAUUAUUGCUUUGUGUUUCAUAGCAUAAAAUAUAUUAAUCAAAUAGUGUAAA